AUGUCGUCUUACCGGCGGAGCGAAGGCGAGUCGGACGAGUCUACUCCAAUUCGGGCGGCAGAAAACCAGACGGACCGUCGCUACAACAGCACCAACGAGAGCAAUCCCCAGAGCACGGUGACAACCUCGAGUACUCCAUCACAACCCACCUCAUCAACUCUCGUGAACGCCGACGACGCUGGCCCCGAAAACGGUGAUGAGGAAGAAGGCAAGAAGAAAAGCCGGGUGACCCAGUGGUUGAAGAGCGCGUCCGAGAAAUAUGGUUCAGUCACACUAGAAAACAAAGGCUCGGUAGCUCGAGAUCAUUUGGCCUUGGAAAGGACCUUUCUGGCUUGGCUGAGGACGAGUUUAGCAUUCGCUAGCAUUGGCAUAGCAGUCACCCAGCUCUUUCGCCUUAACAGUUCUUUGUCCAAUCAAAGUCAGUCGACGUCGAGUAUUACCCAGACGAUACCCUUGUCGCCGCUCCUCGGCCAGUCCGUGCCAGCUGAACUUCUACCGUUCCUUCAACAGGUAGCCGCAUCCAUGUCGGCUCCGACGAGCCCUCCGACGCUGGGACCGACGCUCCUCGACCAGAUCCUUCUCCUGCCACCGACGGGUCUGUCACCACAUCCAGCUGGUGGCGUCGCUGCCUCGAAUGUCGAAGGGAGCGUCGAGACUGGUACCAACACCGAAACCAGCGCCGUGAGGAUGCGACAUGUGGGCAAACCGCUUGGAGCAACCUUCAUCGCGAUCUCCAUGGUCAUUCUCGCUAUUGGGUUUCACCGCUACUUCGAGUCUCAGUACUGGAUUAUCCGAGGCAAAUUUCCUGCCAGUCGCGGGAGCAUCUUUGCAGUUUCAUUCAUAACCGGCUCGCUCAUCAUCGCGAGUCUGGUCGUGGUUCUAGCAAUAGCAUCGACGCCCGUUCAGAGUAAAAGGUGA
This is a messenger RNA of Cladophialophora yegresii CBS 114405, 918 nucleotides long. RefSeq lists its product as uncharacterized. The transcript has a single exon. The record is from RefSeq and is a predicted model, not a curated record. Bases 1 to 918 code for a protein of 305 amino acids. NCBI's taxonomy places the organism in Eukaryota, Fungi, Ascomycota, Eurotiomycetes, Chaetothyriales, Herpotrichiellaceae.